This is a messenger RNA of Pteropus alecto (black flying fox), 1520 nucleotides long. RefSeq names its product syndecan binding protein 2 (gene SDCBP2). The coding region runs from base 221 to 1099 and encodes 292 amino acids. Lineage: Eukaryota; Metazoa; Chordata; Mammalia; Chiroptera; Pteropodidae. Gene Ontology annotation, molecular function: protein binding. The record is from RefSeq and is a predicted model, not a curated record. The transcript has 10 exons. Gene Ontology annotation, cellular component: cytoplasm; plasma membrane.
CCACCUUCCAGGGACAGAAACAGACUCUCAGCAGGGGCUGGAAAAGAACGAAGGACGAGCAGCAGCUCUUGGCCUGCAGUCAGAGGCAGCAAUCUGAACCCAGUCCUGCCCCGCCUCUCCUGGGCCUGGAUUCAGGAGUGUCUGUACUCCCUGAAGAAGUCCACGGCUUUACUCCAGCAGGCAGUACACCCUGGAAGGAGGAGGGUGUUCCAAGGCAGCCAUGUCCGCCCUGUACCCAUCUCUGGAGGACCUGAAGGUGGACCAGGCCAUUCAGGCCCAGGCCAGCGCCACACCCAGGAUGCCCACCCUGCCAGUCCAGGAGACAGCUGUCUCCCAGCCUUCAGUUUUGUACCCAAACCUGAAAGAAUUGGAAAAUUACAUGGGUCUUUCCCUCUCCAGCCAGGAAGUCCAACAGAACCUGCCUCAGAUUCCAGAAGGUGCCAGUAUGGAGGUCUCGGGCCCCUCGCCGGGCCAGAUGGUAGCACCUGUGUCCCAGAACAGCCUGGGCGCGCGGCGUGCGGAGAUCAAGCCAGGGGUGCGAGAGAUCCACCUGUGCAAGGAUGAGCGUGGCAAGACGGGGCUGCGGCUGCGGGCCAUCGACAAGGGGCUCUUUGUGCAGUUGGUCCAGGCCAAUACCCCUGCGUCCCUUGUGGGGCUGCGCUUUGGGGACCAGAUCCUGCAGAUCGAUGGGCGUGACUGUGCCGGGUGGAGCACAGACAAAGCCCACCGAGUGGUGAAGAGGGCAUCGGCCGAGAAGAUCAUCAUGGUGGUUCGGGACAGGCCAUUCCAGCGGACUGUCACCAUGCACAAGGACAGCAAGGGCCACAUUGGCUUUGUCAUCAAGAAGGGGAAGGUGGUCUCUGUGGUCAAAGGGAGUUCUGCAGCCCGCAACGGGCUCGUCACCAACCAUUACAUGUGUGAAGUGAACGGGCAGAAUGUCAUUGGGCUGAAGGACAAAGAGGUCACAGAGAUUCUGGCCAAGGCUGGGAAUGUUGUCACCCUGACCAUCAUCCCCACCGUGAUCUUCGAGCACAUGGUCAAAAAGUUGUCUCCGACCCUGCUCCACCACACCAUGGACCACUCCAUCCCAGAUGUCUGAAGCCACAAGAGGGCAGGCAGCUCAGCCCUCCCGCCCUCCUGCAGGAAAGGAAGGCUCUUCAAGGAUGAUGGGUGGCAGAGGCCUGCUGCCUGGGGGCAGGGAUGUCUUGACAGGGGCGUGUUCCAGGUGGGGUGACAUCAGACCAUGUCUGUCAUUUAUAACACAGGCCUCCUUUAUGCCUCAGACUCUUAACUGGACUAAGGCAGGGGCAAGGCCCACAGGCAGCGGAUUCUCUGUGCUGGUUUAAAUGCUGGACACGUAGGCGGGCCGGCUGAACACUGCCUGAGGUUGCAGCUGGGUCCCUUUUCAAGAUUUUGUCCUUACCAGAAAAACAGUUAUGUUUUGAAAGAACGGAAAUACCUUUGUGAGAAUUUUUUCUUUUUCCUUUACUUGAUCUUUGUCACGAACUGUAUAUAGUUGU